AUGACAAUGAAAUACUCUUAUCCCCCGACGUCAAUUUCUUCCUCUUCUUCCUCGCCAACAGCGCUGGUGACGAAGUCUCCUCUUAUUCUCCUUGGGGUUUCGGCCAUCCUCAAUGCUCUAUUUUUGUACACCUGGUACUUCCAGUUUCCCGAGUGCAAGAGUGACUGGAAGCUAUACUCACCAGCACAAGAUGUCGCUUCGUACCAUCCCGUAAAAUUCAACCCUGGCUUUGCUUGGGACAUGCCCAUCUACGAACAAGUACCCACAGACGAAGUAGAUCAAGCUUGGGCAGAACUAUACCAAUACACUGUCAGUCGAGUCUCAAAAUCAGAGGCGAUGGAGAUGACCAAUCGCACUUAUCCUAUGCCUCACGAAGAAGGCUAUUAUAUGAGCGGACUGGACGUGUUCCACCAGCUACACUGCCUGGACAUGGUACGAAUGUCGCUGCACCCGGAACGCUAUCCAGGCGUCGACUCUCCACUCAGGAAACUACACGUCGCGCACUGCUUGGGCCAUGUUCGCCAGGCGCUGAUGUGUGCGGCAGAUAUCACUCCCAUCUCGUGGCAGUGGAAUGAACAAGCACAGGUUGUGAGGCGGCGGGAUGAUGUUGUGCAUACGUGCCGGAACUUUGAGGCUAUACAGGAAUGGGCCAAGGAAAGAUACGUUUCGAUUACUGACGAUGAAUUGAAAGUGUACAUUAAUGACGGGCUAGAGUAA
Molecule: messenger RNA, 717 nt
Organism: Guyanagaster necrorhizus
Lineage: Eukaryota; Fungi; Basidiomycota; Agaricomycetes; Agaricales; Physalacriaceae
Exons: 4
Coding region: 1-717 (238 amino acids)
Biological process (GO): mycotoxin biosynthetic process
Source: RefSeq, a predicted model, not a curated record